AUGAACCACACUUCUCCAGACCCAUCGCACCUCCCCUUUCUCGAGCAGAUGAGCUUUGACCCAAAGCCCGUGCUCAAGAUUGAUGGCUACCUCAAACCACACAUCCCAGCUAUUGCAACUCGCUACCGUCAGAUGCGCGACUGGCAGCAAAAGAUUGAAGCCACAGAAGGCGGCAUGGAACGCUUUACGCGUGGCUACGACCGCUUUGGGCUCAACGUUGGUCACGAUAAUAGCAUUGUAUACCGCGAGUGGGCUCCCAAUGCUGUCAAGGCCAGUCUCAUUGGCGAGUUUACCCGCUAUCCCGCACGACUCAAGAUUAAAAUCUCCAUGGUCCUGCCCUCUGGCGAACGCAUCGAGCGACUUCCAGCCUGGAUCAAGCGCGUAACGCAAGACUUGGACGUUUCCCCCGUGUACGACGCUCGGUUUUGGAAUCCACCUGAAAACGAGAGGCAUGUGUGGAAGAAUACACGGCCAGUCAAGCCCCGUGCGAUCAAAGUCUACGAAUGUCACGUCGGUAUCUCCACGCCAGAGAAACGCGUCGGUACCUAUAAAGAGUUUACACGCGAUACUCUCCCGCGCAUCAAGAAACUGGGGUACAAUACGAUUCAGAUCAUGGCCAUCAUGGAGCAUGCAUACUAUGCCUCCUUUGGAUACCAAGUCACCUCCUUCUUCGCCGCUUCCUCUCGCUAUGGGACGCCAGAAGACUUGAAAGAGCUCGUCGACACGGCACACGGAAUGGGUCUCACCGUUCUCCUCGACGUCGUGCACUCCCACGCGUGCAAGAAUGUGCUCGACGGUCUCAAUCUGUUCGACGGCACCGACCAUCUCUAUUUCCACGAAGGCGGCAGAGGACGGCACGAGCUCUGGGAUUCACGACUCUUCAAUUACGGCCAUCACGAGGUUCUCCGAUUCCUGCUCAGCAAUCUACGCUGGUGGAUCGAGGAAUACCAUUUCGAUGGAUUCCGCUUUGACGGCGUCACGUCCAUGCUGUACACACCACGGGAUUGGCACGGGCUUUUCUGCGUCGAUCUCGAGGCUGUCGUCUAUCUCAUGCUCGCCAACUCGAUGCUACGAGAGAUUUAUCCCGACCAUGGCGGUCAGGGUAUCAUCACCAUUGCGGAAGACGUGAGUGGCAUGCCGCUCUUGUGCAUCCCAACCGACGUUGGUGGACUCGGAUUCGAUUAUCGAUUGGCUAUGGCUGUCCCAGACAUGUGGAUCAAGAUGCUCAAGGAGAAAAAGGAUGAAGAUUGGGAUAUGGGCAACGUGUGCUUUACGCUCGAGAAUCGUCGUUGGGGCGAGAAGAGCAUUGCGUAUGCAGAGAGCCAUGAUCAGGCCCUGGUCGGCGACAAGACGAUUGCGUUUUGGUUGAUGGACAAGGAGAUGUGUGCGUACUUUUAUUCAAAGCGACAGCAGAGGCUGACGGAUGGUAUCUGGGUAGAUACGAACAUGUCCGACCUUACGGAGCGCACACCUAUUAUUGAUCGUGGCCUUGCGCUUCACAAGCUCAUCAGGUUGCUCACACAGGCUCUCGGUGGCGAGGGCUACCUCAACUUUGAAGGAAACGAAUUUGGACAUCCAGAAUGGCUCGACUUUCCCCGCGAGGGCAAUGGCAACUCGUUCCAAUAUGCACGUCGGCAGUGGAAUAUUCUCGACGACAAUCUCUUGCGCUACAAAUAUCUCAACGAGUUUGAUAUCGCGAUGAAUUGGUGCGAGGACAAGUAUGGAUGGCUGAGUGCGCCGCCUGCCUUUGUCUCGCUCAAGCACGAAGGCGACAAGGUGAUCUCAUUUGAACGUGCCGGACUCGUCUUCAUCUUCAACUUGCACCACUCGAGUUCGUUUACCGAUUACCGGAUUGGUGUCGAGGUGCCCGGCGAAUACGCGAUUGUGCUCAGCUCGGAUGAAAAGAAGUUUGGUGGCUGGGAGCGGAUCGACGUAGAAGCGUCGCGCUUCUUCACGACCCCGGAGCCGUGGUGUAACCGGGCUAACUAUAUCCAGGUUCGUCUACUUAUCUUUGAUAAUGGGUUUUCGGUCGUCCAUAAAUGGGUUAUCCCGAUGGCACUCACGACAUGGCUGGGGGAGCUCGGUAGUCGGUCCAUCCCUUGGUCACUGGAUUGA
Serendipita indica DSM 11827 is the source of this 2115-nucleotide messenger RNA. Lineage: Eukaryota; Fungi; Basidiomycota; Agaricomycetes; Sebacinales; Serendipitaceae. The record is from the annotation of a GenBank genome assembly.